AUGGAAAGGGAGUCACAGAAAACCAAUCAUUGGAUUGUGAGGCGCACAGGUGAAUAUGACAAUGAGGUGAGGCAUACUUCACUCAAUGGAGAAAAAUAUGUUGUCAACUUUUACAAGAAAGAAUGCUCAUGUAGACUAUGGAUGCUGACUAGACUUCCUUGCUGUCAAGCAAUGUCUUGCAUGAAGGAUCAACAUUUAGAGAUUGAUGAAUUUGUACCUGAAUGUUACAAGAAGGAACAAUAUGUUGUUUUCUAUGCACAUGUUAUAUAUCCACUUAAUGGGGAAGCCUUGUGGGCAAAAAUUAAUGUUGUUGAUCUUUAG
Messenger RNA from Lathyrus sativus (Indian pea), 321 nucleotides. NCBI's taxonomy places the organism in Eukaryota, Viridiplantae, Streptophyta, Magnoliopsida, Fabales, Fabaceae. The record is from the annotation of a GenBank genome assembly.